GAACCAAUUAAAUUCAAAUCACGAGUUACCACUGUAUAAAUCUGAAAAGGUUACAUUAAUAUCCUUGGGAAUUAUGGUACUUUGGGUUCAUUUAGGUUGGGUUAGUGCCUUUACACACACACACACACACAUGUAGGGAAGAGGAAAGGGAGGCAAGAAGGAGCAGGUAGGGGGGAGGGAAUAGAAGGGGGAUAAGGUGAUCUGUCUUGGAAUAGUAUGGCGUGCGCACACACACAUACACACACACACACACACAUACAUACAUACGCACACACAUCCAAAAUUAAUCCAGAAAAUAGAUAGAUAACCUCCAAAAUAACCCCACAUAAUAAAUGAGGAGAAGGUGAAGGUAUAGAUCCACCCACACCAAUAUAACGCUCACCAAGCCAUCCACUCAAUCACACCCUACUAUAUACUCAACGACAUCCACCUGUUCGCUCAUCCACUCGCCCAUCCACCUACCCAAUCAACAACAUCGAUAUAUCCAUCCAUCCACAUACACCCAUUAGCUCAUCCAUCCAGCUACCUACUGAACCACAUCCAUCCAUUCAUCCAUCCACUUACUCACAUCUACCCACCCACCCACAUCCAUCGGCCUAUUCAUCUAGCUACCCAUUCAACAACAUCCAUCCAUUCAUCCACCCAUCCACCCCCUCACAUCUAUCCACUCACCCACAUCCAUUAGUCCAUCCAUCCAGCCAUACACUCACACCCAUCCAUUAAACUAAAAACAAUCCACCCAUCCAUCCACCCACUCACACCCACCCAUCCAGUUCCAUUAGCUCACCUAUCCAGUCAAACACACCCAUCCACUCAACUACAUCCAUCCACUCACAUCCACGCACAUUCAUUACCCCUUUCAACUUGCUACCCACCGAAUCACAUUCAUCUAUCAAUCCAUUCACCCAUCCACAUCCAUUAAGCUAUCCAUCCAGCCACCUCCCCUAGACCCACCCACUCAAUUACAUCCACUCAUUCGCCCCAAACCCACUACCUACAGACCCAUCCACCCGUCGAUUCAUCUCCACACACCCAUCUACUCACUCACCUAUACACCCAUCCACUCAACCACAUCCGCUCAUUCAACAACCAUCCAUUCACCCACACCCACAACCACGCCCUCAUUCAUCCAUUGCCCACCGACCUUCUACCAACUUACUCACUCAUUAAAAAAAAAAAAAAAAACGAGGAUUGCGGCGUCAUUCCUGCAGAGAAAGGACAUCGAAAGUUUAAUAUCCUGUAUUGGUGCUCCUUGAGUCACAGGAAAUCAACACUCCAGUCGCUCUUGUUAGUGAGGCUGCAGGAUGAAGGAACGUUGUCUCUACUUAUUCGCCUCCUUUCGCCGCUUGUCAAGUCCAAGAAAUCAACACUAUGUCGUCGCCGUGUCGCGACAGGCGUGAGACACCUGGCAGUGCCAAUCUGCCCUCGGGAAGUGAAGCAAGUCGUUGCACUGCUUCCCCGUUACCCAGCUGUGGCGGUGCAGUGGUCAUUUUCUACUCUUGAGAUCUUUGUGCAGAUCAGAUCUUUUGUGCAGGUCAGUAGUAAGGUUUUAUGCUUCACGUAACACUAGCAGCUACCGCACAGCUUACAAAUGGCACAAUUCGCCUCUAUAGUACUGAUCCCCUUGGUGGCGGCUGUGUGGAUCUUUCCUCCACCAGCACAGGUGAAGAAGGGCGUGAAGGCAGGAGGCAAAAGUCAAGAAACAAGGAUUUCUAAACACUCACUUGCCAAAAACCCGAGGCAGCCUCAUUUAGACCUGAACAUGCUGAUUGCUCGGCCAGACAACUCCUUAGAUGUGCAGGAGCAGCAGUUUGAUAUUGAGGGCCCACUUCGCUCAUGGGUCGGGAAAGCAUUCACUGAUGACUUUCUUCAGUACGAUGGCGUCUCUCUGCCCCUGCUCCUGAUGGUGGCAGUGGUGGGUUGCACGCAGCUGCUCAACUACUACAGGGAACACUUGGAACUCAUGAACCUGGACGCCGUUAUGGGGACGAGGAUCGCUGAAGGCCAGUUUAGCCUCGCGUUGGUGGACGUGUCGGCAGAAGAAGAGGACACGACAUUGAGGGAUCCGAGUUCGAGUGCCGUGGCGGCUGCGCUGAGGCGCUUACAGGUUGGUGCAGCGUUGGUCAGUGAGGCUGGUGAGGCACGCGUCAGGAAGGACGAUCCCCGGCAGUACGAAAAUCUUUGGGCGCUCCUGCAAGAGAACUUCUGGAAGGUGAGGCUGGCUGUCCCGCCCCUACCGUACCCCACCUCCCACAGCCCCGGCUCAGUCCUCGAGGGCCUCGAGCAGCUGAACGGGAGACAGACGGAUGAAUGCCUGAAGCAAGUGGCCAGCGGACGCGGGUGUGCCGUCACGAGAGGAUGCUUGCUGCUGAUGGGAAGUCAGAUUUAUUCAGGCUACUCUCUCACCCACCAGGUUCUCUUCCUCAUCGCUGGGGUGCAGGCCGGGUGUAAGGUUCACCUGGACACUCUGGCUGCGGAGCUGGGCGUCCAAGGAGGAGUGGGCGGCCUCCUCGCUCGCCUGUGCUCCGUCGUGCUGAGUGAGGCGAGGGAAAUAGCGCAGGCAGGCUUCCCUGAACACCGCCACGAUCUCUUCAUGGAGCAAGGGGCUGUGUGUGGGCUCUUGGGAUACCGCGCCUUCUUCCAAGAAGCGUGGGUGGAGCGGGUGCUGUCCUGGCAGCACGAGGCUGGAUGUUAUGGAGGUCACGGUCACCAGCACCUCUCUGCCACGCAACACGCCCCUGCACCGUUGGACUCGUUGUACAUUAGGGGCCGCCGAGACGAGCUUGUCAUGACCAGCGGCUGCCUGGCUCACCGCUCGGCAGUGGCGCUCGGCUACUUGGCUGUCUUCACCCGCCACGCCUCCGUCGACACAUAAGCAGAUUCUCAGUGAUCGUCCCUCAUCCUCCUGGCGCCUCAUUGCCUCUUUCAUCAAGAUGUACAACAUGACCAAGAAGCUUUGAAUAUUCGUACUCAUGCUGACAAGUGUUUAAUAAUUAACAUCAAAGAACUGUUAUAUGGAACGAUCCUUUCUGUAUGUCAACCAAUCACUGUAUCACCAUCACCUAAACGUCGAAGGCGCAGAGGGACAUGUUGCAGUCAUCCAUGAGAGGCACACUAUAUCUGUGUAUCUUAGGAGGAAAUGAGACCAACGGACUAUCUACGAAGACGGCGGGUAUCAAUGAGCUGUGAGGCCAGACGCACGGGAAAGGACGGAGAAAAGAACGGUCGUUGUGUGUGAAUGUUGUGUGUCGUAGUGGCUCGAAAUUCCUACAGUAACAAGAAUAAAGAGGAAUGAAGAUGAGUUGAGAUACAGACAUGAGUCACAGGUAUAAUAGCUACGUAUACUAGGAAGUCCUCAUAGUAGGUAUAUACUAGGGGCUCCUGGCAGCCUUUUAAGUAUCAUUACAUUACACUGCUGUUUUUAGUAAUGGUAGUUUAAAAGCAGUAUGUGGUACUUUGGCCAGUAUUACUUGUAUAUGUGCUAAUAAAAAGAUCCCCAA
This is a messenger RNA of Scylla paramamosain (green mud crab), 3500 nucleotides long. RefSeq names its product UPF0764 protein C16orf89 homolog. Bases 1592 to 2875 code for a protein of 427 amino acids. Gene Ontology annotation, cellular component: membrane; cytosol. The record is from RefSeq and is a predicted model, not a curated record. NCBI's taxonomy places the organism in Eukaryota, Metazoa, Arthropoda, Malacostraca, Decapoda, Portunidae. The transcript is spliced from 7 exons.